Molecule: messenger RNA, 510 nt
Organism: Entamoeba dispar SAW760
Lineage: Eukaryota; Evosea; Mastigamoebida; Endamoebidae
Exons: 1
Coding region: 1-510 (169 amino acids)
Source: RefSeq, a predicted model, not a curated record
AUGGCAUUUACUUUUGUUGUUAAUCAAGAAAACCAAACUGCAGAAAUUAUUACUACUAAUAAAUUUACAACCCUCUUAAAUCAAGAAUUAAUUAAACAAUUAACACAAAUUGCUACUGCAGCUAUAGAUGAACCUCAAACAGUAAAAGAUGCAGUUGAUAAAUUUAAAGUAUAUAAAAUUCCUCUCCCUCCAACAAUAGAAAUGCCAUCACAAUCAUCAAAUAAAAUGGAAGAAUGUGUUAAUAGAGAACGUGCAUUUACACCAUUAAGAAGAAUGACUCCAAUUACACGUACAUCUCCAAGAAUGUCUCCAGCAACUCCUGGAUAUGCUCAACUAGAACCAGAAUUAUCUGCUAAAUUACCUCAACAAUCAACUUCUCCAAAGAGAAAAAGAGCUAUUACUCCUCACAAAUUAAAUUUCCAUCAAACUAUAGAAACUACUAUUGAUGACUCAACAAAACAAAAACUUAUAAGUGUAUUGAAUAAAACAGGUUCAGAAGAACAACAUUAA